AUGAACUAUGCCAUUACAUUCACAACAAAUGCCAUACAAUAGGAAGACCAUUUCCUAUAUACUUCCAGAACCUGACUUGGAUAGUUUACUACAAUUGGCUAGCGUUUUAUCGGAUACAAAACAAAAAAGUCAAAUUGAAAAGUUUGUCGCCUGUUUUCGACAAAAGAAAUAUAUUGGAAAACUACUUGAUAUCUUUGAACAAUGCGAACAACAAAUUGAUCUUUCAAAUAUUCGAACAUUACGAGGCAUCUUUAAUACUUUAUUAUUAUGGGCUGAUAUCAAUAUGAUACAAGAAUUUGUUUUGGAAACACAUAUAAAAGGCGUACUUCGUGUACUUGAAUUGACAUCAAAGAAAAGUCUAUCCUAUCAUGAACAAUUUGAACAGUUUCCGAGAAUGAAUGUUAAAAAUAUACUUCCAAAGCAACUUGGUCUCAAAAUACGACAAAUAGAAAACUUGGAAUUCUUCAAAACUCGUGUUGCACCACAGUACAAACAAAAAUCUCAAAUUAUAAGUGCAAUAGAUCAAUUGAUUUGGUGGUAUCAUUGCGAUAUAGUAAAUUGGUUACAACAGGAUAACAAUCUCAUAUAUGAUUUAUUCAACAAAUUGAAAUAUCAAGAAAAUCAACUACUUAUUAUAAAGUUUUUAUGUCUAGUAUUUGGUUUUGCUUCAAAAGAUAUGCAAAGAUUCGCUGGUAUAUCUUUCUUCAGAAUACUUGCAGAAAAAGGACUUUUGAAUGAAAUACAAUAUCUUUUAUCUGAUGAUGAUCACUCUGAUAUACGAAAUACGGCGGCUGGAUUAUUACACAUUGCUAUUCAACUGGAUUCUGGAAUUGUACAAGAACAUAUUUUGAUACAAGCCGAGAAAUACAAACAUCAACAACCCAAUUUAUUACAAGUAAUAUUAGAACAAUUGACAAAGGACGAAGAUGAUUUCCGGUUGAAACAACAACUUUUUGAUUUAGUCAAAAUUAUUCUUGGAAUUGGUAACAACAGUUCAAAUCAACAACAAUCCUUAUCAACUCCCACACCCCAGACUCUCUUUGGUGAUGAUCCUAGGACAGGAAAUAUAUUGAAACUUUUCUAUGAACGAUAUGCUACACUGCUUCUUCGAUCUAUCCAUUCUAUUCAAGUCAAAUCAGUGGACCUGGUAAAUCCUGUGGAAAAUUUAAUUAUGGACCCAGAUCAAAUAUUAUUUUAUGGAAACCUCUGUGAAUUUUUACAAUCAAUGAUACUUCAUUAUGGUGGACGAACAAAGCGUAUUCUUCAUGAUCCUCGAUGUUUUGCAAAUAUGGUUCAACUCCUCCGUUGUCAAGAUCCUUUAUUGAAAAUACAAACAUUACGAUUCUUUCGUGCAGCUAUAGGAAUGCGGGAUAUGGAAAUGAAUGCAAUGAUGAUUGAACAAAAUGUUUUUAUUCUUCUCGUACGACUAUUCCUAGAUGUAUAUACUCAACCUGACAGUACUCUCUAUUCUGAAUGUUUGGAUGUAUUUGAAUUUAUACAAUUGCGAGGAAGCAAAGAAAUUGUGAAUCAUAUUAUGGGUGAAUAUGGUAGUAUCCUAGAACCAGUGGUGACUCUCCGUCCAUUCAAUCUGCUCAAGCUGAAAUAUGACAAGAACUUGGAGUCCAUGGUUGAUAACUCUAUCGCCUAAGUUUAUACAUAAAUAUUUUGUACUCUUUGUUUCUCCGCAGCAAAUAAACUACUGUAUUCAAGUUACUUUUUUUUUUCUUUUCUUUUUAUUUCGAUUUUUUUUUUUUUUU
Halteromyces radiatus is the source of this 1757-nucleotide messenger RNA. RefSeq lists its product as uncharacterized. Gene Ontology annotation, biological process: protein dephosphorylation. The coding region runs from base 8 to 1648 and encodes 546 amino acids. Gene Ontology annotation, cellular component: protein phosphatase 4 complex; nucleoplasm. Lineage: Eukaryota; Fungi; Mucoromycota; Mucoromycetes; Mucorales; Cunninghamellaceae. Gene Ontology annotation, molecular function: protein phosphatase activator activity. The record is from RefSeq and is a predicted model, not a curated record. The transcript is spliced from 9 exons.